CAAAUUUUUUUCUCACUUCAAAUACAAAAACCCAACAAAUCAAAUUCAAAGAAAUCAAAAAAUUCAGAUCUUACAGCUCUGCAAAUCGGAUCCUCCAUCAUUCUUUCUCCAAAUCACAGCUUACGAACCAAGAAAUUGUUCAAAAAAUGGUGUACACAUACACACCCACAUACUACACUUCACUUCAUGACUCAAUCACCUCUCUAUGCAAAAACAUCCUCCCAUUUUCCUUCAAGAAGCGGCGCUUACCGGUGAUCGCGGCAGCUGAGCAGAGGCUGUCGAAGCAACAGUCUGACAAUCUGAAAUGGCAGCAGGAUUCAUUUCACCAGAUUCUCAACUUGAUGGGUCUUUGCAAAGAGGGUAUUAUACCUGAAACAGAGGUCUCUAAUUUUCGGAUUCACCUACUUGAUACCCUUAUUGCUUCCCCCAUUGAUCAUGAACAAACCACCAUUUUAAGAGAUAAGUUGAUCUUCUUGCAGGAGCUAUUGUAUGCAAAAUGUAUAUCGGAGGAGGACUACCAUUCUUCAAAGAGGCCACUAUUACAAAGACUAGCGGUUCAAGGUGCUGAAAUCGAGGCUAGGGACGUGAUCGUUGGAGCACAGAAAGAGACCUCUGGUGAAGAAUGGUCAACAAUAGAUUUGAAGGAUGAGCACUGCUUGCUUGGUAAAGAGCAGUUGAAUUCGAAGAACAAAUCGAAGCAAGGUUCAGCCAUGAAGCAAAUUAAAGGAGCUGCAUCUGUAUUUAGCUUUGCAUCAUCUCAUAAACAAGGAAAAGGAAAGGAAGAGAAGGGUAUAAGUGAUGACUGUGCAAAACAUUUUGUUCUGAAUGAUCAGAACAAUACUGUCCCUGCAUCUGAUAAGAAUGAAUUGAGGUUUUCUAGAGAGAACCCCUUCUGGGAUAUCAAUUUGAGGGAGAAAGAGAGUGACACGCGGUCCAUUCUCAUGUCCGAGAGCUUGCCAAUGGACACUGGGAAGGUUGAGAAGCAAAGUGGAGGCGAUAAGGCAAAGAAAAAACCGUUCAGGACUCUGUUCCAAAGAGAGCAGAGAGAAGGACAGGGGGGUGGUGGUGACUAUGGUCCUGAUCCUGAGGAAAGAGUAUCAAAAUCAGGAAAGAAGCAAUGGGGAUUUGAGGGGUUCAAGAAAUGGAAGAGAAGUGAUUCAGACGAUGAAACAGCUCCAUUGUCACUUAGCGAGAAAUCAGAUGGUGAAACUUACUUAGGCCGACUUGUUACAAACCCUGUUGGGGAGGGACCAGAUACCAAGCAAAUUAAGAGGAAGCUACAUUCCAAUGGUUCAUCCUCAGACUUUUUCGUCGAUAAGGUUUUAGGGGAUAAAAUAAAGGAGGAGCUUUCACGAAUUCAAACAGAACUCGGUGCGAAAAAUCCAAAUGUCCAGCUUUCGGAUGAUCAAAUUGAAGCAAUUUCAACCAGGCUUCCAGUGGACAAGACUGACCUGAAAAAGUUCUUUCCCAAGACAUGGUGCGAUCGAUAUGGCGAUGUUGUACUGGAUGUGGUGAGAAAAGAGUUCAAGGAACAUGUUGGGGAGAUGGGAAAUUUGCGAAACGCUACCCGAGACAGGAACAACUCGAAACUUUGGGCAACAUUUGACGACGAUGAAGAAAAUUGCCACCCAAAUCUCUUCGCUCCUCAGGAUCAUUCAUUCCCCGUAAAACAAUCAAAAUUCAUUUCUUUGAAGGAUGAUCGUGUGUCAACUAGCAUUAGCAGCACAGAUAAGUGCUUCAAAUACAAUCCCUUCUUUGAUGAUUGAUUAGACCAACUGAAAGAGAACUAUGCCAAGUCCUUAAUCACCUUGCUCUCUGGACUUCUAGGCAUGGCCAUCUCUUCUAUGUUGGUUUAGAUGGAACCAGACGUAUUAUAUAUGUAUGUAAAAUGCAUUUCUUGUAAUGGGUUAAGAGACUUAUGAUUUCCUGGUCUGUUGAUGUAUGAACUGUACGAAGAAAAUUGUUCUUCUAGCUGCUACAACAAUAUGAUUGUAUGCUACUCGAGGAUCAAAAUUUUGUUUCGGUG
Messenger RNA from Ilex paraguariensis (yerba mate), 2026 nucleotides. The record is from the annotation of a GenBank genome assembly. Lineage: Eukaryota; Viridiplantae; Streptophyta; Magnoliopsida; Aquifoliales; Aquifoliaceae.